Messenger RNA from Cotesia congregata, 1536 nucleotides. Lineage: Eukaryota; Metazoa; Arthropoda; Insecta; Hymenoptera; Braconidae. The record is from the annotation of a GenBank genome assembly.
AUGGCGGAUCCUUUGAGUUUAUUACGAGAAUAUAAUGUUAAUAAAAAAGAGAUAAAAGAACGUGGUGAUAAAAUUAUUUUUGGUGAAAUUUCUUGGCCAAAAAAUAUAAAAACUAAUUAUCUUGCGUAUGGCUCCAGUAAAGAAGGGACAGAAAAAACGUACUACACUCUGGAAUGUCUCAUAUUUUUUUUGAACAGUGUGCAACUUACACACCCUGUCUAUGUGAGACAAGCCGCGGCCAAAAAUAUUCCAGUUGUACGUCGUCCAGAUCGUAAAGAUUUGUUGGCAUAUCUUAGUGGUGAAACAACAACUUCAUCUGCUAUAGAUAAGACUUCACCAUUAGAAAUUCCAGUGCCAGUCAAGAGGCCUGGUCAAAAUGAACCGGAUUGUUGUACGUCAAAAAAGCCAAAAUUUGGAGAUUCAGAUGUACAGCGAAUGAAAGAACAGCUCGCAAUAAGGCUGGAUACUUCCAAAGAAACGUCUGUUACAGUUGACAACAUAAAAUCACUUUCUGAUAUUUUAUCACCAGAGACAAUCGCAACUAUUAUAGUCAAACGUAUAGCUAAAAAACGUACGACUAUAAAAGAAAAUGAUGAACUUCAAAUUCAUUCAGAUUUCCAAAUUAUGGUGGAUAUGGAUGCUUACAAUUCAAAAGAUAUUAUUUCUCAUGAAAGACAAUAUCAAGGUCGAGUUGCAAUUUUACAAAGCAAAGGUAAAAUAUUUAAUAAUGUUAUUGCUAUUUUACAAAGUACCAUUGCAAAGGAAUCAAAAAUCCAGGAUAAAAAUAAAGGUAAUAAAUUAGAAUUUCCACCACCACCACCACCACCACCACCACCAACAACACCAUUACUCGAAAAACCUGCUGCUUACAAUCGUUACGUUCAAGAAAAAUUUUUUAACCUUAAUGAUACUGAAGGUUUCAAAAUUAAUACUAUGGGAAGUUAUCAUGGUUCGAUAUCAGUUAAUGAAAAAUCAAAGUUAACUAUCACAGAACCUCUCCCCGCUGUAGAAUCAAAAUCGCUAGUAAAGAAAAAACCUUUGAAUAGAACUCCUAUAAUUAUUAUUCCAAAUUCUAAUUGUUCAUUAGUUACUAUGUAUAAUAUAAGAGAAAUUUUAGAACAAUUGAAGUUUGUAACUAACGAAGAACAAAAAGCUGCUGGUGUUCAAAAGAAAAAUCAAAUAACUAUUCAAAGAGCUAAGAAAGAUGGUUCGAUGGUACUGUACGAAGUUGUUGAUAAUAUUCAAAAAUUAUCAACCGCUGACUGGAAUCGUGUUGUUAGUGUUUUUGUCUUUGGACCAACUUGGCAGUUCAAGGGAUGGCCUUUCAAUGGUGGGCCUGUAGAAGUAUUCUCUAAAAUAAAAGCUUUCCAUGUAAAAUAUGAUGAUGAGGAAUUAGAUUUAAAUAUUGCUCGUUGGUCUGUAGAUAUCAUCGAAUUGAGUCGCACUAAACGACACUCUGAUCGUGCUGCUAUAAGUAAGUACUGGGAAAUUUUAGACAGCUACAUUGCUCGGAAUAAGCCUUUUUUAAAAUUUUGA